AUGUAUGUCUACAAGAGAAACGGGAAAAAAGAACCAGUUCGUUUCGACAAGAUCACCGCCAGAGUCUCUCGUCUCUGUUACGGUCUUGACCCAAAACAUGUUGAUCCGGUAACUAUCACUCAGAGAAUCAUUUCUGGUGUAUACGAAGGUGUUACCACCGUCGAGCUUGAUAAUUUAGCUGCUGAAACCGCUGCCUAUAUGACCACUGUUCACCCUGACUACGCCGUUCUUGCUGCCAGAAUCGCCGUGUCUAACUUACACAAGCAAACUACCAAACAAUUUUCAGCUGUUGUUCAAAGCUUGUUCGAAUAUAUCAACCCAAAGACUGGUAAGCAUGCCCCAAUGGUCUCAGAAGAAACCCGUGAUAUUGUGAUGAAGCACGAAAAUGAACUUAACUCCGCUAUUGUCUAUGAUCGUGAUUUCAACUACAACUACUUCGGGUUCAAGACUUUGGAAAGAUCUUACCUCUUGAGAAUUGAUGGUAAGGUUGCCGAAAGACCACAACAUUUGAUCAUGCGUGUGGCUAUUGGUAUUCACGGUGACGAUAUCCCAAAGGUCCUUGAAACUUAUAACUUGAUGUCUCUUAAAUAUUUCACCCAUGCUUCUCCUACUUUGUUUAAUGCUGGUACUCCAAACGCUCAAAUGUCGUCUUGUUUCCUUGUUGCCAUGAAGAACGAUUCCAUUGAUGGUAUUUUUGAAACUUUGAAACAAAUGGCCAUCAUCUCUAAGCACGCUGGUGGUAUUGGUUUGCACAUUAACAAUAUUAGAUCUACCGGCUCUUAUAUCGCUGGUACCAACGGUACUUCCAACGGUAUCAUUCCAAUGUUGAGAGUUUUCAACAACACCGCCAGAUAUGUCGACCAAGGUGGUAACAAGAGACCAGGUGCCUUUGCCAUUUACGUUGAACCAUGGCACUCCGAUAUCUUUGAUUUCAUCGACAUCAGAAAGAACCAUGGUAAAGAAGAAAUCAGAGCCAGAGAUUUGUUCCCAGCAUUGUGGAUCCCAGAUCUUUUCAUGAAGCGUGUUGAGAAGAACCAAGAAUGGACUUUGUUCUCUCCAAAUGAAGCCCCAGGCUUGGCCGACACUUAUGGUGAAGAAUUCGAAGCCCUUUAUGAAAAGUAUGAACAAGAAGGUCGUGGUAGAAGAACAGUCAAGGCUCAAAAGUUGUGGUAUUCUAUCUUGGAAGCCCAAACUGAAACUGGUACUCCAUUCAUGGUCUACAAGGAUGCUUGUAAUAGCAAAUCUAACCAAAAGAAUCUUGGGAUGAUCAAAUCCUCAAACUUGUGUUGUGAAAUUGUCGAAUACUCUGACCCAGAAGAAACUGCUGUGUGUAACUUGGCUUCUGUUGCCUUGCCAGCCUUUGUUGAAAGUGAUGACGACUCUUGUACUUAUAACUUUCAAAAACUUCAUGAAAUUGUCAAGGUUAUCGCUAAGAACUUGAACAAGAUCAUCGACCGUAACUUCUACCCAGUUCCAGAAGCUAGAAGAUCUAACUUCCGUCAUAGACCAAUUGCUCUUGGUGUUCAAGGUCUUGCUGAUACUUUUAUGAUGUUGCGUUUGCCAUUUGAAUCUCCAGAAGCCAAGGAAUUGAAUGCUCAAAUCUUUGAAACCAUUUACCACGCUGCUAUCGAAGCUUCUACUGAGCUUGCUUCUGUUGAAGGUACUUAUGAAACUUACGAGGGUUCCCCAGCUUCUCAAGGUCUUCUCUCCUUUGAUUUGUGGAAUGUCAAGCCAUCUGAAUUGUGGGACUGGGAUCAACUUAAGGAAAAAGUUGCUAAGCACGGUUUGCGUAACUCUUUGCUCGUUGCCCCAAUGCCAACUGCUUCUACUUCUCAAAUCUUGGGUUACAAUGAAUGUUUCGAACCAUACACUUCCAACAUUUACUCUCGUCGUGUUCUUGCUGGUGAAUUCCAAAUUGUCAACCCAUAUCUUUUGAAGGAUCUUGUUGAAAUGGGUCUUUGGUCUACUGAAAUGAAGGACCAUAUCAUUUCUGCUAACGGCUCUAUCCAAGAUUUGCCAAACAUUCCACAAGAGCUCAAGGAGUUGUACAAGACCGUUUGGGAAAUCUCUCAAAAGAAGAUUAUUGACCUUGCUGCUGACCGUGGUCCAUUCAUUGAUCAAUCUCAAUCCAUGAACAUCCACAUCCGUGCUCCAACCAUGGGUAAGUUGACUUCUAUGCAUUUCUACGGUUGGAAAAAGGGUUUGAAGACCGGUAUGUACUACUUGCGUACUCAAGCUGCUAGUGCCGCCAUUCAAUUCACAAUUGAUAAGAAUAGUGCCAGUAAUGCUGGUAAGCUAGAGGCUAAGGAAUUGGUCAGAAAGAAGUAUGUUCCAAAACAUCAACAAGGUGCUGCCUCUUUUGAAUCACAAGUAAUUGCCCCAGUCGAAGUCAAAUCAACCUCUACUUCUAAUAUUGCUUCAUCCGUCUCCACUCCAGCCACUGUUGCCGAAGCCUCUACUCUUCCCGAAGAAGUUUCUAACUUGUCAUUGAAGGAAGAAACUACCGAGACCACUAAGUCCCUUGAUGAUCAAAUUAAGGAAAUGGAACAAGACAUUUUCAGUUCAAAGGUAAUUGCCUGUGCUAUAGAUAACCCUGAAUCUUGUGAAAUGUGUUCUGGUUAA
Saccharomycopsis crataegensis is the source of this 2622-nucleotide messenger RNA. Its product is annotated as ribonucleoside-diphosphate reductase large subunit. Gene Ontology annotation, cellular component: ribonucleoside-diphosphate reductase complex. Lineage: Eukaryota; Fungi; Ascomycota; Saccharomycetes; Ascoideales; Saccharomycopsidaceae. The record is from RefSeq and is a predicted model, not a curated record. Gene Ontology annotation, biological process: DNA replication; deoxyribonucleotide biosynthetic process. The coding region runs from base 1 to 2622 and encodes 873 amino acids. The transcript has a single exon. Gene Ontology annotation, molecular function: ATP binding; ribonucleoside-diphosphate reductase activity, thioredoxin disulfide as acceptor.